Messenger RNA from Fibroporia radiculosa, 2160 nucleotides. RefSeq lists its product as uncharacterized. The record is from RefSeq and is a predicted model, not a curated record. The coding region runs from base 1 to 2160 and encodes 719 amino acids. Gene Ontology annotation, biological process: autophagy; endosomal vesicle fusion; vesicle-mediated transport. Lineage: Eukaryota; Fungi; Basidiomycota; Agaricomycetes; Polyporales; Fibroporiaceae. The transcript has 11 exons. Gene Ontology annotation, cellular component: cytoplasm; fungal-type vacuole membrane.
AUGGCGACCCGCAAUCCUGCUUUCUGCCGUGCCAACGUCCUCGUCCUUGGGUCUACCUCUGUCCAAGCCCUCAUUCCGUCCACGCUUAUCUCGCAGGCAGAGGCCCUGCUCGAGAGCCACCGCGUCGAAGAUGCUGCAGACCUUGCGGACCAGCAGCGCAAGAAGCUGCAGACAAUGGUCACUGCGAAUUAUCACGAGCUUGAGGAACUACACUACGUGUACCAACGACUGGGAUUCCAAUGCUUGACCGAGACGCUCUUUGACGAUGCUGGCAGGCACCUUUUUGCAGGAGAGCUGGACCCCCGUGUCCUCAUAGGGUACUAUCCGGAGUUUCGUGGGGAGCUGUUUAAUGCGGAGGACGAGGUGGAUGUCUUUGCGGGCGUUGCAGAGCAUAUGCCGACCGAAGGCUCGAUAGAUGAAAUUAUUACGGGCAAUCUAGUCAGGAAUUAUUCCCCGCACCUUUCGCCCAACACGCGCACCGCACCCCCGACAGUCGAAUUGAGGAGUAUCCUCAAUAUGACUGCGUGUGACAUGCUUGAAGCAUUUCUCCGCAAAUGGCGCACCAAGGCGAAGAUCGACCGGCCAGACGCGCUGGGGAAUGCGCCAGCGGUUAGGGCGACUGUCGAUACCGUUCUCGCGAAGCUGUAUACUAAGCAUGAGAAGCCAACUGACCUUCGAAGCAUUAUCGACGAACCGAAUAACAUUGUCCUGGCCGAGCUCGAACCCAUGCUCAUCGAGGCUCGACAAUACGGAGUGCUAUGUAAGCUCUACCGACAGCGUGGCGAAGAAACGAAACUGCUCGAGGCAUAUUCCAAGCUGGUUGAUGGCGAGUGGAUGGAUGCAGGUGCACAGGAUCCGCUGUCGAGCAUGUUCGCGCUACUUGGCGAGAAGCGCGAUCGGGCAUUAGUUCAGCGGUGGGGCAUUUGGCUCACAAAGCGAGAUCCUGAUCGUGCGCUCAAGCUGCUGACAUCUCUAAGCUCGGGGAAGCGCACAGCAGAUGAUGAUCGUGCGCUCCUGCAGCAGAUUCAAGAAGCAGACGCAACUGUUGGUGCGAGAUAUUUGGAGCACCUCGUCCUGCAGAAGCGUAGUAUCGAUCCUGGUCUCCAUAUGCAACUUGCCACGAACUGUGUAGAUGAAUUGCUAUCUUGCCUGGCGGACGAGUCAACAACGAAGCUUUGGCGAGCGAAAGCAUCGUCAUAUGCUUCUGGCCGUGCAGAAUCAUCGUUCUUGUCGUACUUUGCCUCGACGACGCCAGACUCCGGAGCGACGCGCACGCGGCUGAAGGCAAUCUUAUUCCUCGAGGGCUCUACAUUGUACGAUUCACAAGCAAUCCGCAAGCGCCUGGUUGAAUACGAGAAGGUCCUCAAGUUCGAGUUGGCUAUUGUUGAUGGCAAGCUCGGCGAACAUCGCUCUGCGCUGAUGUCUCUUGUGCAUGAACUUCAUGACAACACGUCCGCUGAGAUUUACUGCACUCUCGGAGGCGACAUUGUGCCUACAAAGCUCGCCCAGUCACUCGGCGAGCGGUUUGACCUGCAGCAAUGGGCGUCGUUACUCGUACCCUCAUCAAUGAAAUCUAAACCGAGCGCUGUGCCGAUGAGCAGACCUCCGACGGUCGAUGGUGACCUCAAGAAGAGUCUGAUUCGGAUAUUGCUGGAGGUGUACAUGAGUGGCGGGGAGGCAACGGCAGAGCGAACGGCCCGUUUCCUGAAUGCGCAAGCGAUGAGUUUGGAUGUUCUUGAUGUGCGCAUCCUCUUCCUUGUUGUGAUAUCGCUGAUUCCACCAGAGUGGCCACUGCGUAUUAUUUCGACGUUCGUCGCGCGAUCGCUGCGUCGGACAUCACACGAACAGCACGAGGGCGAAAUUGUAAAGGCUGUCAGCGCCGCGCAGAAUUUAGCCAUUGCAGAGCAGAGCUGGGCCGUCUUGCGAGAGCAGGGUGCUAUUGUGGAAGAGGCGCUCGAUGAUGAUGGAGAGGAUGGCAGUGAGAAGCCGGAUGAAAAGGGUCUCGUGAUGUCAUUUGACGAGAAGACAUCACCGCGGAUCGGCGAGUUUGUGCAUCCAACAUCGGAGAUGAAUGGAGGAGCGAUAGAUAUCGAUGAUGAGCGAGCGAAAGAGGCCUUGUCGUCACCACAUUCUGGUGAGGAUAUAGCCGUGGGUACGUGA